Molecule: messenger RNA, 2917 nt
Organism: Phycodurus eques (leafy seadragon)
Lineage: Eukaryota; Metazoa; Chordata; Actinopteri; Syngnathiformes; Syngnathidae
Product: equilibrative nucleoside transporter 1-like
Exons: 13
Coding region: 571-1908 (445 amino acids)
Biological process (GO): uridine transmembrane transport; nucleoside transmembrane transport
Cellular component (GO): plasma membrane
Molecular function (GO): nucleoside transmembrane transporter activity
Source: RefSeq, a predicted model, not a curated record
AUUGAUUGAUUCACUUGCCUUCAUUUCAGCACUCUCCAAUGAAACUCUCCUAUGAAAUAUUUUAUUCAGCGGCGGCAUUACAUGGUUGCUUGUUCAUAGUGAGGAGAAGGUGGGGGGCACCCUUGAUGAAACUGAGAGGUGACACAUCAGUGUGAAAUGUGCUGGUUAAUGGAGGGAGAAAUUGAAAAGGGAGGCGCCGUGGAAAAAUGACGGUCAAACAACCUUCAAUCUGACGUCCUCUUAAAUUUUCGUGGCAAUCUCCUGCCAGGAAUGUCAAAAGGAGUUGUAAGGAUUUAGUGGAGGACGGAGGGGGAAGAAGAGGGGCAGGUCCAAAAAAGAGAGACAGCAGUGUCUCCACUUUUGAGAACAAAGCAUCACAGGCUCUUUGCUCUAUGGUGUGCACCACAGGAGAACUCUGCUUUGCAAGUUUUUUUUUGUAAGGUGAAUUUACAUGAGGGCUUUAUUUGUGGUUCUCGUCUACUACAGUAUUUAUCCGCUGUGCCGUCCUGAUCACAACGCCCGACCGGACCGCCGCAUUACACACGUGUGUUUAGGACGCAAAGAACAACCAUGACCGCCAUCAACUCGCCCAGAGACAAAUACAAUGCAGUGUGGCUGAUCUUUUUCAUCCUGGGCUUGGGAACCCUCCUGCCGUGGAACUUCUUCAUGACAGCCACCAUGUACUUCACCAGCAGGCUGAAGGACCCGCCCAGCGAGCUCUCCACCAAUCAGACGGCCAACGGCACGCUGGAUGGUGGUGACACCCGGAACGUCCUGGAGUCCAAGUUCAACAACGUGAUGACGCUGUGCGCCAUGGUGCCUCUGCUCAUCUUCACCUGCCUCAACUCCUUCAUCCACCAGAGGAUCCCUCUGAAGCUGCGCAUUUCGGGCAGCCUGUCGGUAAUCCUGGUGGUCUUCCUGCUGACGGCGCUGUUUGUCAAGGUGGACGUGACCCCGCUGCCCUUCUUCACCCUCACCAUGAUCAAGAUCAUCUUCAUCAACUCGUUCGGGGCAGUUCUGCAGGGCAGCCUGUUCGGGCUAGCAGGGAUCCUGCCCACCUCCUACACCACACCCAUCAUGAGCGGCCAGGGCCUCGCUGGGACCUUUGCCGCCUUCUCCAUGAUCUGCGCCCUGGCCUCCGGCUCGGCAUUGCGGGACAGCGCCUUCGGCUACUUCAUCACAGCCUGCUUCGUUAUUCUCAUCGCCAUCAUCUCCUACCUGACUCUGCCCAGGAUGGAGUUUUUCCAGUACUACAUGGAAAGUAACGGGUCCAGGUUGUCUGCUGAUGACGAGAACAAAAUGGACCUUCUCAGACAAGAAAAUGGAAAGAAGCAUCCAAUGGCGAGUUUGAAUGAACACGACGGCAAACCGGACGUGUCUGUGGUCAAAAUCUUUCGCAAGAUCUGGGUGAUGGCUCUGUCAGUGUGCUUCAUCUUCACCGUCACCAUCGGGACGUUCCCGGCCGUCACCGUCGAGGUCAAGUCCACGGUGGCCAACGGAGGCAGCUGGGAAACCUACUUCAUCCCAGUGUCGUGUUUCCUCCUCUUCAACGUGAUGGACUGGGCUGGCCGAAGUCUGACGGCCGUCUGCAUGUGGCCUGGCAAGGACAGCCGGUGGCUCCCCGCUCUGGUGGGCAUGCGACUUAUGUUCGUGCCGCUGUUCAUGCUGUGCAACGUGCAGCCUCGCCACUACCUGCCCGUGCUCUUCUCACACGAUGCCUGGUACAUCGUCUUCAUGGUCCUCUUCUCCUUCUCCAACGGCUACCUGGCCAGCCUCUGCAUGUGCUUCGGACCCAAGAAAGUGUCACAGCAGGAGGCGGAAACGGCAGGGGCCAUCAUGGCCUUCUUCUUGUCCCUGGGCUUGGCGCUGGGGGCCGCCCUCUCCUUCGCCUUCCGUGCCAUCAUCUAAAAUGGCCGCCGCCACGUACAUACGACAAAGCGCACAUACACACGACACGUAACGCCAUCCGCUCUUUCCGUGACCGCGGGAGAAAGCCGCCGCUGAGAGAAGACCAGAGACACCCCCCCCGUUCCUCCCCUUGGCAACUAUAUAAGCUAAGAAAGCGACUGACACCUUUAAGCUGACUGGUUGUUUCCCAGCAUGCAACCUGGUAACCAUCAAUGAUGAUGUUUUUUUCUUCUUCAAAUUACGACUGAAAUCAUGACAGACUGACGAUUGUAUGGCAAGAGCCUCGAUUAUAACUUAUUUGAGACAUUUUACGAAUGAGGCUCCUUUCACUAUGUACUUAUGGGCUAUUUUGUUUUAUUUUUGUUUGUGCCAAAAAUACUUGUACAAAUGGGUUAUUUAAAGCCACAGAAAAGAGAAUCAAAUUAAAAUAUUACAUUUUUGCAAGCCUAUGAGAGAAAUUUCAAAAAAUGGCACAAUUUUCAUAAUUAAGUAGUAAUAUUUCGAGUCAUGAGAAUAAAGUAAUAUUCUGAGAAGGAAGUUAUGAGGGAAAUAAGUACUUUUAUUUCUGAGAUGUCACACGAUUAAAAAAAAACGUUAUUCCCAUAAAAUUAUAGCUGUUGAAAAAAAUAUAUGUUUAUAUAUUCUGAUGUUGCAUUAUUAUUUUUGUGUUCCUUUAAAAUGGACCGCAAAUAGAUGGGAAAAACUAGGUGCCUUGCUGUAAGGGUAUUAUAUUAGCACGAGUGCUAAUUCUAAGCAAUUUUCCACUGACAUGAAAUGUUCCACCUGGUAAUGACACUGCCGCCAUUUUCUUAUCCAAUAUUUUUGUAUAUUUUUACCAACUCUCCCGAGUUUAUUUUUAUAUGGUUGUCAAUAGCAUAGACCAUGUUUUACUGGUGUCUGUAUUCGACGGCAUGAGAUGCAUAGAAUCUUUAAAGCGCAAUUUGUUUUGUGUACAGGAGUUCGCAUCAUGUUCACUUACAAUACAGGACAAUAAAUUGUAUUUUUAAGA